Messenger RNA from Dalotia coriaria, 5145 nucleotides. RefSeq names its product kinesin-like protein 31E (gene Klp31E). Gene Ontology annotation, molecular function: microtubule motor activity; microtubule binding; ATP binding. Lineage: Eukaryota; Metazoa; Arthropoda; Insecta; Coleoptera; Staphylinidae. Gene Ontology annotation, cellular component: microtubule associated complex. The record is from RefSeq and is a predicted model, not a curated record. Gene Ontology annotation, biological process: spindle elongation; microtubule-based movement; mitotic spindle organization.
GAACACUGAACUGAAACAACGAAAUAGAAACAACCUACGAAAUCCUAACUCCACUAACGGUACUUGAUAAAUAAACAAAAAAAAUAGUUACACAAUAAGUAUUAAAUUCUAAACUUCACAUUGUAAAUCAAAAAAGUGUAUCAUAUCUCUUCUAAUAUUUAGAGAUAUGUAAUUUUAAAUUCUAUUGUUUGAGUUGAUUGAGUAAUAGUUUCAAAACGACUUUAAACCUCGUGUAUUGUUUUCUGUGCAACGCUGAGAUGUGAUGACCAGUGUCUCUACUCUAGUCGUGAAUUCUACCCAUUCUACCGGCGAUUCCACCUUUUUUCAUCACUAAACUUAAUAUGUGUAUGAGUGAGUGAGGAAAAGCACGACCUGUGGCUGCUGCACGAGCGGACAACCAACCAGCGAAGAGAAUAGCGCAGGAGCACAGCUACCAGCACAACAUGCUGCGCCGUGAGUGAGUGCGGUUGAAGUCAGGAGUCGAAGUCGUCGAAGUUGUGCACAGCGUGCGCACAGCCGCGAGUUUAGUUUUAGUUUGUGUUUGAGUGUUCGUCGAGGGCGGCCGAAGUGCGCUGCGCCGCACAAAACCGAAAAACAUCAGAAAGCUACUACGCUACCGAGAGGCGAGGAGUCGCGAUCAAAGUCGAACGCACGUUCAACCUACCGGCGCAUCCUUAAUUACAACUUACACGAGGACAAACAUAAUAUAAUAUUCAACGUACAACGGAAAUUAUAGCAUAAAAAUAAACGCGUUAAAAACACGUUAAAAUACGUAGUAGAACAUUAAAAAUAAUAUUCACGUAAAUAACAAACUAGAAUUACUAGUAAAACAUAUUUACCAAACAUUUUUAGCGAAAUUUUUGCAAUAUUUACUUUUUACUAACAUAUACUUAAACAUCAAGUGUCUCAAGUGUAGAACUAUUGUUAUCCAACAACCGUGUAGCUUGUGGCUUGUGAAUCGAGUGUGGGCCGUUUUCAUUCACUUUCACUCGUCGUCAGUUGCAGAAUAUACUGUGCAACACAUAAUAUCUACCACCACUUCACUUCAACUGCGUGCGCGUAAUCGUCGCGCGACGUAAUAAUCCAAUGCAGACGAAGCGACGCUCGUCGCAAUUCGCAAAGUGUGGUGCACAUGUGCGCGAUUCUCAACGUUAGCCAGCGAUAGUGAGGAUUCACACCUGAUGAGAUGUGUUAUUCGAUGCAGGUGGACGAGAAUGAGCUAAUGUGUGAUUUUUGGAUGAGAAAGAAGCAUUUCAGGUGAUAACAAAGAAGAAACCAAAAUUACAAGCUGAUCAACUCCAAAAUGGACGACGAUGAUGUGACAGUGCGUGUUGCGGUCAGGAUUCGACCGCAAAUUCCACGCGAAAUCAUCGACAUGUGCCAAAUUUGCACGACGGUCACACCGGGUGAACCUCAAGUUGUCCUGGGCACAGAUAAAUCCUUCACGUACGACUAUGUAUUCGAUACUGAGGAAGAUCAACUGAAUGUGUACAAUAAUUGUGUUGCACCUCUGAUAGAUUCAUCUUUAGACGGUUACAAUGCAACUAUUCUGGCUUACGGCCAAACAGGCUCCGGCAAAACCUACACAAUGGGCUCUGGAUUCGACGUGGAAGUGUCCGAAGAACAAAUGGGUAUAAUCCCGCGCGCAAUCGAGCACCUUUUCCGAGGUAUUCAAUCACGCAUGGAUGAUGCGCGCGUGACAGGUGCAGAACCGCCAAAGUUCAAAGUAAUGGCGCAGUUCAUGGAGCUGUACAAUGAGGAAGUGAUAGAUCUAUUCAAUCCGGCCUAUAAUAAAGAAAAAUCUUAUAAAAUUCACGAAGAUCCCUAUGGUGGUAUACAAGUGAAAGGUGUAACACUAAAAACCGUAACCUCAACAAAAGAAGCCCUGCGGUGUUUGCGUGAAGGCGCCCUCUCGCGGACAACAGCCUCGACUCAAAUGAACACGCAAUCCAGUAGAUCACAUGCUAUUUUCACGCUACAUAUAAAACAACAACGUGUUGUACCGGCUGAUGAAGCAGACGGUGGUGAAAACGACAGUGAAUUCGAAACACUCACCGCGAAAUUCCACUUUGUGGAUUUAGCCGGUUCCGAAAGACUGAAGCGCACUGGUGCGACCGGUGACCGUGCCAAGGAAGGUAUAUCCAUCAAUUGUGGCUUACUAGCCCUCGGGAAUGUGAUAUCCGCUUUGGGAGACAAGAGCAAGAAAGCCAUGCACAUUCCCUAUCGAGAUUCAAAGCUCACCAGACUGUUACAGGACAGUUUAGGUGGUAACAGUCAAACUGUCAUGAUCGCUUGUGUAAGUCCAAGUGAUAGUGACUUCAUGGAGACUUUAAAUACGUUAAAAUACGCGAAUAGAGCGCGGAAUAUCAAGAAUAAACUGACUAUUAAUCAAGAUAAGAGCUCGAGAACAAUUGGACAAUUACGUGCACAAAUCGCACAGUUACAGCUGGAAUUAGUAGAGUACAAACAAGGGAAGAGAAUUGUAGCUAACGAUGGUACCGAGACAGUGAACGACAUGUUUUAUGAGAAUAACAUGUUACAAGGAGAAGUGAACAAUCUCAGAACAAGAGUCAAAGCUAUGCAGGACACAAUUGAUGCAUACUCAAAAAAUACAAGAUUAUUAGCUGAACAAGCUGUGGGGGGAUGGAUUUCAGCCGGUGGUGAUAACCACGUCACUGAUAUGGUCCAGGAUUAUAUAAAACAAAUCGAAGAAUUACGCGCGAAACUUCUCGAAGCGAAUAACACAUGUGAACAGCUCCGGAAACAAAUGACAAGGAACAAUAACAAUACAUAUGGUGCAGCGGCCAUUUUGAAUAGCCUCGGAAGUCAGAUGGAUAUGUCCAUGGAUGAAACACCAUCGUUUAUAGAAGAAGCAAAGAGAGUUUUGGAACGUGAUCGAGCAAUUUUAGAACGCACGAGGAAAAACUCCGAAAUGGAGGAGGGAAUGACAGAUUCCACUGACUACGAUUCAGAUUCCGAAGAAAAAGAAUCACUAGACCUUAAAGAUGAACUGUUUUCAUUGACUAAUGAUAUUGAUAUGAAGCAGAAACUCAUUGAUGAGUUGGAACAAUCACAAAUGCGUAUGCAGACAAUGCGCAAACACUACGAAGAUAAACUAAUGCAACUGCAAGCUCGAAUUAAAAACACACAGGAAGAACGUGAUAAGGUUUUGCAUUCGUAUUCAGGUAAUACAGAACCUUCUUCAGAUAAAGCAAAGAAGAUUAAAGAAGAAUACACGAAGAAGUUGAAUGACAUGCAGCGUGAAUUAAAACGUUUGCAAGCGACACAAAAAGAACAUGCGCGGUUGAUGCGUAACCAGAGUAAUCAAGAGAAUCAACUCAAGUCGUAUAAAAAUGAAUUAAGCGAGAUGAAACGCGCAAAGGUGAAGUUAAUCAAUAAAAUGAAAGAUGAAUCAGCACGGCAUAAAGAAUCAGAAUUACGUAGACUUAGAGAAAUCGCACAGUUACGUAAAGAAACACGAAAAAACGCAAAUGUUAUCAGAGCGAUGGAAUCCGAGCGUAAAAUCAAAGAUCAAGUGCUAAAAAGAAAACAGGAAGAGGUUUCUAAUCUUCGUAAAAGUCAACGGAGUAGAUUAAGUGUCAAAGCUUCAGGUAGAAUGAUUAAUAAAGCGUUUACCGAACGCCAUGCGAAACAAAAGUGGUUAAAAGUGGAGAAGUCCAUUAAUAAUAUCACAAUCAGUAAGCGAGGCAUUGUUCAGCAGGAGGUGCGCAUGGAGCACUUUUUAGCGAAAAGGGAAAGCUUAGAUGCCAUCAAUGAGACGCAGCGCAAUGUGAUUGAGAUCGAAGAAACCCAGGAUAACAACGAAGCCGCGGAUAUUCAACAAAUCGUUGAUUCUGUUUACGAUAUUGAUGAAGCCAAGUAUCUUCUACAGAAGUUAUUCAGUAUGACUUUGAGUCAGAGUCAUGCUGUUGCACAAAGAGAUGCUAAGUUAAAGGAAAGUGAUACAAUUGUAACACAACUGCAACAUGAAAAUACGGUCAAAGCACAACUGUUAGACCAUGUUUUGCAUCUGGAACACUCAAUAUUCCCGAAGGAUUUGGUCACGAGUGUGUCCAGUAAUGCGAAUGAUACUUCCUCGACGUAUUCAAGCCGGUCUGGAUCACCGAUCGAUUCGCAAUCAAACUCUCUGGAAGUGCUCAAUAACAACAAUAACAAUAACAAAGCGGCAAAGAUUCGGCGCCGCACGGCGAAACCGGACGAGCUUUUGUUCGGAGUCGCGACCAACAACACCACCGAAUAAUUUACAACCACAUACAGAUAUCAACCACGCAGAAAUCUCACUUUGUUUAACAAUUUUCGUUUUAAAAUUCAUUGGAAACAUGACAAUACUUCGAAUAAGCUGACUAUUAUACACCGGGACGAUUAAUUGCUUAUUAAUCUUAAAAUAUUUUACUUUUUCUUUGUUAUUUUGUUAUUCACUUACAUUCAAUUGAGUUUUUUUUUGUUGAAUUUUUGAGUUGUGCUUUCAUUAUCUGUUUAUUCUAGAGUCUAAUCUACUACAUGCUAGAAAAUGUGUCUAGAAUCGCUUCCGAUGUUUUAUAAAUGUAUGUAAAGUGCACAAAAUGCGACUUUUGAGGUUAUGUAAGGUUAAUAUAACCUAAAAGUUGCGUUUUAUGUACUCUAUUGGUCGUUUUGUCCCGUGUAUCGUACGAGCUGUGUUCGUCCUGCGUGACGAAGUAAUGAUAAUGUGUGAUUCUGAUUUCAGGCAGGUUUGCAGAUUAGACAAAGAUUCAAGGUGCGUUCGCAAAGAUGCAAGCCGAAGUUCGUCUAUAGUAGCGAAGUGAUUGUCACCUAUGCGGAACUGUUGAUUACUUGUAUAGUAUUAUUUUUGUUUUUCACCCUAACCGUUUUGUUAAUCAUCUUAUGAUGUUCUUUUUUGUUUAUCUUUUUAUUUAUUAAUUAUCUAAUCCAUUUGAUUUGUGGAGAGAUGAGAUGUGCAGGUAGAUGGCGAAAAUGAUGAGACUUAUGAAAGACGUAAUUGCAUUUACGAAUUCUAGCCGAUAAACAUUAUUCUAAUAAUUUAUACGGUAAUGAUUGUAAAAUGACUAAAAACAGCCACUAAUUACUUAAGUUGUUAGUUUAUUUGAUGAUUUAUACAGUAAACCACGAUUUAAAUCUCUGAAA